Cydia splendana is the source of this 2619-nucleotide messenger RNA. RefSeq names its product molybdenum cofactor sulfurase (gene mal). Gene Ontology annotation, biological process: Mo-molybdopterin cofactor biosynthetic process. Lineage: Eukaryota; Metazoa; Arthropoda; Insecta; Lepidoptera; Tortricidae. The record is from RefSeq and is a predicted model, not a curated record. The coding region runs from base 164 to 2608 and encodes 814 amino acids. The transcript has 7 exons. Gene Ontology annotation, molecular function: molybdenum ion binding; molybdenum cofactor sulfurtransferase activity; pyridoxal phosphate binding.
GUCAUUUAUGAUAAUAGAUACCUAAGUCUGUGUUGAAUUAAAUGUUUACUGCAAAUACAAGGUUGCAAAACAACAAGAAAUUAUAUGUAAUGGUUUCAUCAGUUAAACAUCAGCCGCCGCCGCUGUCAAUCAAACCGUUAAUCAAUGCCAAAACAGUGCCAAGAUGACGACGUUAAGUAAAGUAUUUAGUAACGAUCAGAUGCAAAAUAUAUGUGGAGAGUUUAAGCGAUUAAAAGGUAGAUGUUACCUCGACAAUGCUGGCGCUGCUUUGUUCCCAGAAAGCCUUUUGCAUCUUGUCAAUAAUGACUUACUAAAUAAUAUGUACAUGAACACACAUACGGACAAAUAUACAGCAGACUGUGUUGAGCAAGUGAGAUGUAUGGUUUUAAAGCAUUUUAAUACAGAUCCGUCAGAAUACACUUGUAUAUUUACCUCGGGCGCCACUCAGUCACUCAAGUUAACUGCAGAAUCAUUCCAAUUUGCUAGUGAUGACGACUGUGGUUCAUUUGUAUACCUCCAAGAAAAUCAUACUUCUGUUCUCGGACUCAGAGAAAUUGCAAAGAGUAAAAAUGCAGAUGUGAUUCACAUUUCACACGAAAGCUUCAUAGAUGCUUUGAACACUUCAAAAUCUCAAACCUGGGAGACACAAAAUAAAAAUACCGGCAACACUCUUCUGGCAUACCCGGCACAGAGUAAUUUUAAUGGAUACAAAUAUUCUAUAGACUGCAUUGACGAUAUUAAAAAUGGCUGCCUCAAUCAUUGUUUAAAGAAACUACUAUGUACUUUAAAUAAUAACUGGUAUGUGCUACUUGAUACUGCAUCAUAUGUGCCUACAAAUAAACUAGAUUUAUCUAAGAUACAACCUGAUUACCUGUGCCUAUCUUUUUACAAAAUAUUUGGCUACCCGACCGGGUUAGGAGCACUAUUGAUAAAGAAUAGUAGUGCAAAUGUUUUAAAUGAUAAACAGUACUUUGGCGGAGGUACAGUGGAUAUUGUGUUGAGUACUGAAGAUUUCCAUAUGAAAAGGACAGUCCUUCAUGAAAGAUUUGAAGAUGGCACUGUCAACUUCUUAUCAAUUCUUGCCUUGAAACAUUGUUUUGAUACAAUGCAAAGCUUAAUACCAAAAGUAAUAAAUAAUGACAUUAUGGAUUCUAUAUCAUAUCACACAUUCUUCCUGGCUCAUGACCUCUAUGAGCAACUGAAGAAUCUCAAGCAUCCGAAUGGCGCACCAGCAGCUGUUUUAUAUAUGGAUGACCAGUUUAUUGAUAUUAGAAAACAAGGAGCUAUUGUAACAUUCAAUCUGUUGAGAGAAGACGGAACAUUCAUUGGAUAUGCAGAGUUCCAACAUAUGGCGGAGCUUUUCAACAUAAACGUGAGAACUGGAUGUUUCUGCAACUCAGGUGCCUGCCAACGCCACUUGAAAGCAUCCAACAAGGAAUUGAAAGACAUGUUCAAAGCUGGCCACAAAUGCGGGGACCAAGUAGAUUUACUUCACGGCAAGCCUACUGGAGCUAUACGAGUUUCUUUCGCGUAUUACAACACGUAUAAUGACGUCGAUACGCUAGUCCUAAUGAUCUGCCGUUGCUACCUCCAGAACAAAUACAGGAAACCAAAGCGUUACGCUACCAAGAAUAUCAUAACUGAAAAGAAUACACUGUACAAAGACGACACUUUGAAAAUUCCAAUUGAACUCUUAGAAACUCGUGAUGUUACUGAUUCUCCUGAAUUGGAAUCUAAAAUAAAAUUAAUAGAAAUGAAUAUAUUCCCCGUAAAAUCAUGUGGGGCAUUCAAAGUUACAGACAAUUGGGAAAUGGGGCCGAAAGGCUUCGAAUAUGACAGGGAGUGGAUGAUUGUGAAAGACAAUGGAGUAUGUUUGACUCAGAAACAGAAUUUGCUGAUGUGCAUGAUAAAGCCAAUAAUAGACUUAAAUAAGAACUUGUUGAUAUUGAAUUUUAAAGGCAAGGACCCCAUUUCGAUACCUCUGUACCCCUCACCAGAAAGUAAACUAAAAGAAUCCAGGAUUUGCAGCUCCAAAGUCUGCACAGACAUUGUCCAAGGCAUAGAUUGUGGAGACGAAGUGGCUGACUGGAUAUCUGAAGCUCUAGAAAUCUCUUACUUACGCCUAGUGAGACAGUCAAAUGACAGAAAAAUAAAAAAGAAAGGCGAAUCAGUAACCAAGCUACUGUCUCUAAGCAACCAAGCACAAUUCCUUCUUAUAAACAAGGCAACAGUCAGAUGGCUAAAGGGAAAAAUUGAUGAUCCGUGUUUCACUGAUGACGUGGAUCAUUUAACUGAUCGGUUUAGAGGAAAUCUGAUUAUAGAUAUGGAUGAAGAGCUGGUUGAGAGGGAGUGGAAUCGAGUCAUUAUUGGGAGACAGGAAUUUAAGGUGGAAGGCCAAUGUAACCGCUGUCAAAUGGUCUGUAUAGACCAGUCUACAGGCGAGAAGACUGUGGAGCCCCUUAGAACAAUCUCAAAACAAUUUGGCGGGAAACUGCGAUUCGGAAUAUAUUUAACAUAUAUUGGUGCAACUGACGGGUCUAAUGAUAGCACACUGAAAACACAAUCACCAGUUAAACCAAUAAUCAAUGAUGAUAAUAUAAGCAGGUGAAAUUAAUUAGG